Messenger RNA from Gryllus bimaculatus (two-spotted cricket), 7580 nucleotides. The record is from the annotation of a GenBank genome assembly. NCBI's taxonomy places the organism in Eukaryota, Metazoa, Arthropoda, Insecta, Orthoptera, Gryllidae.
ACAGCGAAUCUGCUUUGUAUGUGGCCGUAGUUCGUAGCCUUGAGACGGGGCGCCUGGCAGUCGAGGCCUGAUGCAUGUGACGCGGUGCACGAUGACAAGGGACAGUACCAGAACGGGAAACUGUGCGCUAGUGCUGUCAUAACUCCGAAGAUGUUGAAUUGUUAUCUAAAUGAGAAGGGAGGCGGUAUCACAGUGUGUGCUCACAUUUAAUAUGAAGACCCCCAAUAUACGCAAAAUACUCAUAAAUAAUGACUGACACGCAUAUUAACGGAAGUGUUCACGAUGACAUCUUAAUGACACCUACGUCGCCAGAUUCAGAUUUUGAUGUAUUACCUACAGAUCAUACGGAUCUUGGUGAUUCAGAUGGGCUAAGUCCAGGCGAAGGCAAAGAAAAUGAAGUCUUUGACGAUCCAAAGGUGAUACCAUUCCGUACAAUUCACAACACUCCAUUAAAAUUUAAAUCUCCACAGCGCAAAGUUUUCAUUCCUAAUGAAGAUAUUCAGGUCAAAAUUGUGGAUUAUGAAAGAAGUGUCACUACUCAUCUUCUAAAUCCUAAUUUGUAUGUAAUACAACUAACACAUGGUGAAUUCACUUGGGAAAUAAAGAAACGGUAUAAGCAUAUUCAGCAUUUACACCAACAGUUGAAAAUCUAUAGGGCCUCUUUGAAUGUGCCAUUUCCCACUAAGGCACACAGAGAACGAAGGACAAGUUUCAGAAAUGAUUUGGCAUCAUCUUCUGGAGAUAAAAAGGCAAAACGAUCUGCUUUACCACGGUUUCCAAAUAAACCUGAAGCUUUGGUUCCAUAUGAAGAUGUAGACAAGCGGAAAGAACAACUUCAAGAUUACCUUAACAAUCUAUUGAAAAUAAGAUUGUAUCGUAACCAUCAUGAAACAGUUAACUUUCUGGAAGUGAGUCAAUUAUCUUUUGUGAAAGAGCUUGGCGAUAAAGGAAAAGAAGGACCGAUUUUGAAAAGAACUGGAAGUACUCGUCCAGGACAAGGAUCAUGCAAUUUCUGUGGCUUGCUCGACAGUAGUUUAUGCAUAAGAUGCAAAUACAUAUGUACAGACAUUUGUGGUAAAUGGAGAAACCGGUGGCUGUUUGUGAAGGACACAUACAUGGGUUACAUACGUCCCAAAGAUGGAUCUGUAAAAUGUGUGCUGCUUUUUGAUGGUGGCUUUGAAGUAUCGUCUGGUAUAUAUACUACAAGUAUGAGUCGGGUUUUGCAAAUCACCAAUCUUUCUCGUCAAUUGGUUAUUAAAUGUUGGACCCGGAGAAAGAGAAAAGAAUGGAUAUCCUGUUUAAAAGAAAUUGCUAAUGGAAAAGCAAAAGAGUUCACACAGAAAAAUAGGUAUAAUUCAUUUGCUCCCAAUCGUGAAUCAAUGCGAGCUGCAUGGUUCGUGGAUGGUUGUACAUAUAUGGCUGCAGUAGCAGAUGCUCUGGAAUCUGCAGAGGAAGAAAUCUUCAUUGCUGAUUGGUGGUUAAGCCCUGAAAUCUACAUGAAAAGACCAGCACUUGGAGACACAUGGCGACUCGAUACUAUUUUGAAAAGGAAAGCUGAAGAAGGUGUUAAGAUAUUUGUUUUGUUGUACAAAGAAGUUGAACUGGCAAUGGGAAUAAACAGCUACUAUAGUAAGCAGCGCUUAGCAUGUUCACAUCCGAACAUUAAGGUUUUGCGGCAUCCUGAUCAUGCAAAAGCAGGUGUUUUUCUCUGGGCACAUCAUGAGAAAAUAGUUGUAAUAGAUCAAACAUAUGCAUUUCUGGGUGGAAUUGAUUUAUGUUAUGGUCGCUGGGAUGAUUAUAAUCACAGACUUACAGAUUUAGGGAGUGUAUCACAAACACUUGGACCUUUCCUGCCAUCGCGUCGGAAGCAGACCUCCAGUCGACCUUUGGGCGAAGCAAAUCAUCCUCAUUCGCUUCUUCAUUUAGCAGUCGCUUCUAAUGUUGUCUCUUUAGGUGCUCUAGGUGGUUCAAGCCCAUGCCUUCAUGGUUCUCUCCCUCUUGGCCUGGGCUUGAAAGCAAAAGCACAAAUUGGCUCUGUUUCAUCGUGCUCUUUCUGCUCUGCUCAUGCCAGCGAAGAGACAGAGGAGACGACAGACCUGGAGAUCCCAGAGCCCCCGCCUCUGCAGAGGACUGUCACUAUGGCCUCACCUGCACCCGACCUUGUAGCCUCUGAAAUGCCCCUUGAAAAUGCCAAAUGUGAUACACCUACUAUGGAGAGACGCAAUAUUAUGGAUAAAGUUCGUCAGACUACUGAAAACGCUAAAUCUAAGGGGAAAGAGUGGAUCCACUGGUUGUAUCAGAGUACAGAUUUUGACAGUAGUGAUGAAGAGACCCAGGAAGUAGAGAGUGGUAUACAAAUUGCAGAACCUGUUGAGUAUAACGGUAAUAUUCCAAAAGAAGAACGUUACAUCAAUGAAGAUAUGCCGCCAGCAGAUGGUGAAAUAAUGAGAUAUCACAGUUCACUGCGGAAUAGUGUUGUUGGACUGUCUGGUAUGGCAAAAUUAUGGAUUGGUAAAGACUAUACAAAUUUUAUUGUAAAGGACUUUCAAAAUCUAGAUCUGCCAUAUCAAGAUCUAGUCGACCGUAAUACUACACCUCGCAUGCCGUGGCACGAUAUUGGUGUGAUGGUUCAAGGUGCUGCAGCACGAGAUUUGGAGAAAGCAAAAUUUAGUAUCCCAUACCCGUAUCUAUUACCAAAGUCAUACAAUAAUCUUGAUAACAUAAAGCCAGUUCUGCUUACUCCAGUGCGUUCUGUUGAUUGUCAGGUAGUCCGAAGCCUUGCUCAGUGGUCUGGAGGAUUCCUAGAACCUGAUACUUUAGAAGAAGGAAUUCAUGAAGCUUAUGUUGACAUUAUUACAAAUGCAAAACAUUAUGUUUAUAUUGAAAACCAAUUCUUUAUUACCCUUGCAUCAACAAGUACCAGUGUUCGAAAUCAAAUAGGAGAAGCCCUAUUUAAACGAAUUUUGAGAGCUCACAAGGAGGAGGCUGUAUUCAGAGUGUUUGUGAUAAUGCCCUUAUUGCCAGGAUUUGAGGGGGAAGUUGGCAGCCCUUCAGGAAGAGCCUUGCAUGCUAUUACUCAUUGGAAUUAUUCUUCCAUUUGUCGCGGUAAAGAAGCUAUUCUAAACAGACUGAAAGAAGCAGGAAUAUCUGAUCCCAUGGAGUACAUAUCUUUUUAUGGGCUUAGAACACAUUCCUCAUUAAAUGGGGACCCGGUGUCUGAAUUGAUUUAUGUUCACUCAAAGUUACUUAUUGUUGAUGACAAUAUUGUCAUUUGUGGUUCAGCAAAUAUAAAUGAUCGAAGUCUUUUGGGAAAACGGGAUUCUGAAAUUGCUGUGGUUUUGAAGGAUUGUGAAUUUGAUGAUGGUGUCAUGAAUGGAAAUCCAUACAGUUCAGGGAAAUUUGCUGGUUCAUUGAGGCGUUACUUAUUUAAGGAACAUUUGGGUAUAUUAGAUGCUCGAUCACCAAAUGACAGCAUUUUCGAUGUUAGAGAUCCUAUUAUUGCAAGUUUCUAUCAUGAUACAUGGAGACAAAUUGCAGCUGAAAACACACGCAUCCAUGAAGAGGUGUUCCAUUGCCUUCCCUCUGAUAGAGCAACUAACUUCUCUACUUUGAAAAAACUUCAGGAGGAAGUGCCUUUAAGUAUAUCAGACAGAGGUGCAGCUAUGAAACUUUUGUCAGGUGUCCAGGGCCACUUGGUGUGCUUGCCAUUGGAAUUCUUGAAAGAUGAAGUAUUAACACCUAAUGCUGUAACAAUGGAAGGAAUCAUGCCUACCUCAUUGUGGACAUAACAAAAUUACUGGAUGUUGUGAUUAUCGUAAAAGCAAUAAAUAUGCCGAGUAAUCUUGCGAAUAUUUUGAUACAUUUUAAAUGUGAAAAUAAUUUUGUAAAUUUGCAUUUCUUGGUGCUCUUAUAGAAGAUCCACUUUUGAGUAUAUAUUUUCAUCUUGCUGUUAGGUAUUCCACAUUGGGUGCCUUAUUUUUGAAAUUCAUUGUUUCAUAUUAGUGUAGUGAAUAGAUUUUAUCAAAUGUUAAUAAGCAAGUUUUACAAACUUUGAAUGAUUUUAAUUGUUGAAGUUUGAUAGUGCCUUAUACAGCAAUGAACAUCAAAUGAAAACAAAAAUGUUGUAUAGUGUAUCUUUGACAUUUUUACUUUGUAUUACAUAUGACAGCUCAAAGCCAUGAAACAUAUCAUUGUAAGAUAAUGCUAGUUUUUAUUUUCAGUAGUAUAUUUUGCUAAAAUGUAUGCGUGAUUAAAGAACAUAUAUUGUGAUAUGAAUAUUUAUGAAGAUGUUAAAUAUAGUUGCUUUUCUUUUGAGUGAUUGUCAUUUGUCUCAUAAAUUGAGAUAAAAUUUUUGUAUUGUCUGUGAUCAACUGUAAGCAAUUUAAUGAUCAAGAAGUAUUAUAUGUGCCUUAUAAGAAGUGUGAAUGUCUUUAUCUUUGUCCAAUGAAACAAUGAAAAACUUUGUGAAAUAUACAAAAUUGUAAAUUGUGUAGAGAAAUUAUUAUUUGUAUUGAUGCUAAAUUUAAAUUUAGUUGUAAGCUGUUUUUUUAUUUUAUGUCCUUUAUAAUGUUUUUAGUCAGUCCAUAUAAUCUUGCUAUUAUGUGGCACAUGGUCAUGUUAGUUUGAGGUUAAAUAUUUACAUAAACUCAUUAUUUAACAGUUUAGGAAAUAUAGUUAUUUCAUUGUUUUGCAGAUCAAAAUAAAUGUUUUUUGAAUUGUUACAUAAUGAGUCUAUGUAAAAAUUUGACCUCAAACGAACAUGACCAUGAGUUACAAAAUUGUUAGACUUAAGUUGACUAUCCAAAAAUAUUAUCAAGGACAUAAAAUAAAAAACUUGAACAUUUCAAUAUAUAAGACAGUGGUAAUUAUAAAACAAAAUCUGGGUGUGUCUGAUCCAUUUUAUAUUGUGGAAAUAUUUUCUGGUAAAGUUUGUUAAAGAUUAUCAUCUAUACCAUGGAAAACUUGUUUUUAGUUGCUGAAACAUUUUAUUGUUAGUUCAAUAAUUACUGAUAAUCAUUGCUCAAGUACUGUAAGUAUAUAGGUUUUCCGGUGUUUUAUUUGCUCUCUAUCGUUAUGAAGGAAUUAUUGUUUUAAAAGUUUAGAGAAGUUUGAUAGCAAAGUGUACAUUGUUGUUGUGGUGAAAUGAAUGAUUCUCAUCGAAGUUCUCAAGUAUAUUAAGCCUCCUAAUAUGCAUUUAUAUUCAUGACAAAUGAUAUUGUGCUGUUCGCUCAAGUAUGAUAGAACCUUGUAGCCUGGUUUCAACACUUCAGGUAUUAAAAUGAACUCGUUAUCAUCAGAUAUUUCACUUUUAUAUUUUAUUUUAUUUUUGGCUUUACCCAGCAGAAUAAGUUAAUGUUUACAAAGAUUCCAUACAUUGAAAAUAUAAUGUACUGAAUUCCAUUUAAUAUUAAUGUACCCUAUCCUCAUUGAUGUCAAUUAUUUAUACAGUGAAUUAUAAUAUUGCUUUGAAUAAGAUCGCAUUAAAUCCUGAAGUGGUUUCUUUUGUCUCUUUGACUUAGUGAAUUACAACAGAUCUUUAUUAUCUUAGUACGAAUUUAUUUUUGUUUGUGUUCUGGUCAUACUGUGUCUCACAUAGAACACUUUUUAAACAAUACUGAGUUAGGUUCUUUGUACCAAUUUUAUAAUAUUUUCAAACCAUGUCUGGUGAAUGGAAAAUUAUCAUGCACUGGCUCUUUUUCUUUGUAUUAAUAAUUGUUUUUGCAAAUUGUCAGUAAUGGGAAUUGUCAGUUUGGGGAACUCCUAAUUUAUUUUUCCUUUGUGCCAUUGACAAGUAAGAAGAUAUAAAAGUGUUCAGGAAAAAAAAUUAAAUCAGUUUCAAAGUUAUUACCCAAAAUAAGUGAAGUAAUUUAAAAAGAAUGUUGAGGUCUUUCAAUCUUGUGUUACGAGAUACAGCAUCUUAUAUCAUGAAACCAUAUGAGGUGUUUUUUGUUCUUUUUCCCUUUCAUCCAUUAGAAAGUUGCAUUAUUGUAAUAACUGAUUAAAUACAUUAGUUUUUCCAGUAAUAGAAAGCAUGAAGUACUAUUUUAAAGAUAGAUAAUAUUCAUUGACUUCGAUUUUGUUGCUCUGGGUAUUACAUUUGUUGACAGGGGUGCCCGGAAGGGGGGAAGGGCAUUGGAGCAACUUGCCUCAGACCACUAGUUAAUUAGGCCCCAAACAUGUGUUUUCAGUUAAAAAAAUAAAAAAAAGUAUUUACUUGUUAUUCAAAUCAACCACUAGAAGUUAUUUCUGUUGUAAGGAGAAAUUAAUUCGGGGGGGAGGGGGACUUGUUCAUAAUAGUGGAUCUACUGCCCCAGGCCUGUCAUUUUCUCUGGACACCCGUGUUUGUUGAUCACUCAUUCUAGUUUAUCAGCCCCUUUCCGAUUUGUCUAUGUGGUAUACAAUGUGCCUGUUUUGGAAGAUUGUUUGACUGUAAACACUCUUCUUCCCUUGUACCUGUUUAAAAAACUGAUUGCAUUUCCAGUUGCACUCAACCAGCUGUAAUAUAGUUUUUUGCUCAUGAUCCAGUUAUCAACUGUUAUUUCUGGAUUAAUUCUAUAAUGUAUAUAGAUGAAGAAAAGGAGAUAAUGUACAUAUUGCAAAGAAUUUGUUUCAUUGUGAUGAACCUUGAUAAGGGUUAAUCUUUAAAUGUUUUGUACAUAUUUUGAAUGAAAUUUGUUUGUGUUUUAGCUGCUUUCUUUUUAUUUUAGUAUUUCUUGUAUUUUUCUGAUAUAUUUGAUUGCUUUUAUAAAUUCUUUUGGUGUUGAUAGUUGUAAGUUCAAUGUAUGUAGACCUAUUUGGCAAACUAUAUUGUAUGCUACUGAUUUUUAAUCAUGUUAAUGGGUACAUGAUGGAUUCUGUUACAAUUUUAUUAAAUGAAGUGGUUGGAUUGUUAUUUUGGUUAUUUUCAUUUGGUGCUUUAAUGGUUUUAUUGGGUUUGCGAUAUUCUAGUUUUUCUUAUUUAAAGUCCAGUGUGUAUUAUUAGAAUGCCUUGCCAGUGCAUACUUUAAGAUGAUUUUCAACAUGUACAAGCAUUAUGGAAUAAUAUGGGGCACUUGAUAUUUCCAGAUAAAAGCUACUGUUGUAAUUGUUACUCCUUUCUGUCUUUUUUCUAAGAAUCCUCAUUUUUGUAUUUUAUUUUAUUAAAUAUACAUUUUAGUGAAAUUGUUGACAUUUGGAUAAUUGGUGCAUUGAAUUGCUUUUAUAAAAGCAAUUAUUUAAAUCUAUGAUUCAUGAAGAACUUGUGAAAUUUGUUAUGUGUCAGUUAAAGAUUUUGUAUAAUAAUUAUCACAUUUAUUUGUUCAACACUAAAAUGAAUUUAUAUUUCUUGAUUGAAACAUUCAAAUGAAUGUUUGUGUGCAAAAAAAGAAAAACAACAGAAGCAGGUGUGUGAUAAGUGUAUUUUUUAGUGUACAUUAAAAAAUUCUUAAUUUUUGGUGUUGAUUUAAUGAAAUACAAUCAAAUUAUUUGAAUUUCAAGUGAUUUUUUUUUUGACACCAGCAGGAACUUUUCAUCACAUGAAAGAACACUGCUUCAUUACCUUGUAGUAAGACAAAAAAAAAAAAAAAUUACAAACUGAAUGU